Molecule: messenger RNA, 1048 nt
Organism: Nomia melanderi (Alkali bee)
Lineage: Eukaryota; Metazoa; Arthropoda; Insecta; Hymenoptera; Halictidae
Gene: Ppcdc
Product: phosphopantothenoylcysteine decarboxylase
Biological process (GO): coenzyme A biosynthetic process
Cellular component (GO): phosphopantothenoylcysteine decarboxylase complex
Molecular function (GO): FMN binding; phosphopantothenoylcysteine decarboxylase activity
Source: RefSeq, a predicted model, not a curated record
GAUAACAAUUUACUUGAAGAAAAACAAUAAAGUUCAAUCUAUUAAAAUGGCGAGCAGCACUAGGAAGAAAGUUCUGCUUGGUUGUACUGGUAGUGUAGCUACGAUUAAACUGCCACAGUUAAUAGAAAGAUUAUGGCAAAACAAUUUGGAAGUAAGAGUAGUAGUUACAGAGAAAGCAAAGCAUUUUUUAAAGGAGGCAGAGUUGCCUCCAGGGAUUCAAGUUCUAUCAGAUACGGUAGAAUGGGCUGCAUGGCAAGACAGAGGAGAUCCGGUGUUGCAUAUCGAUUUAGUUAAGUGGGCUGAUUUAUUCUUAAUCGCUCCGUUAGAUGCUAAUACACUUGGCAAGAUAGCUAGCGGUAUAUGUGAUAAUAUCCUGACCUGUGUCGCACGUGCCUGGAAUCCUUUGAAGCCAUUGGUGUUUUGUCCUGCUAUGAAUACGAAGAUGUGGGAACACCCUGUUACUGCACCACAGAUAGCUUUACUUAAAUCCUGGGGAUACAAGGAGGUAACUUGCAUUUCUAAAACACUCAUGUGUGGUGAUACUGGAAUGGGCGGAAUGGCGGAGGUGGACACUAUCGUUCAAACUAUAAUGAGAUUGCUUAAUCCUUGGGACCCAUACUCGCCACCAGAUCUACGUCUUUAGCAUGAGAGGAAAGAUACAAAAUAUUCAACGAAUCGUUACUAUCGUACAGAUUAAAUGUGAAAUAUUUUAUGGAAGAACUAAGAUAUAGAGAGUUGAUAAUGCGUAAUUAUGGUGAGAUUCAAAUAGUUUAUGCUCACAGUCAAAUUCAAGUCCAACGACAAGUUUUAACUUGUGCAAUUACGCUUUUCUGAAUGCACUGUGGUCGCGGCAUUUUGUUGCUCAAUUCAAAUGUUUUCUCGAAUAUUUGCACCAAAGGAAGUAGGCAAAACAGAAUCUAUUCGUCGAAACGGAAUUGUAAAAAAUUGUAAAAAGGUUCUGUUCACAUAUCGUUUGAAGUUGAAGGAAACAAAAUAAUAAAAAUGUACGUGUUUUUGUUAAAUAUAUGAGUUAAGCGAUAUCUUAUGG